AUGGGUGACUGGAGCUUCUUGGGAAACAUUUUAGAGGAAGUGAACGAGCACUCGACAGUGAUUGGCAGGGUGUGGUUGACCGUGCUCUUCAUCUUCAGGAUCCUGAUCUUGGGCACAGCUGCUGAGUUUGUCUGGGGGGACGAGCAGUCGGAUUAUGUUUGCAACACCCAGCAGCCGGGUUGCGAGAACGUCUGCUAUGACGAGGCUUUCCCCAUCUCCCACAUCAGGCUGUGGGUGCUCCAGAUCAUCUUCGUCUCCACGCCCUCGCUGGUGUACGUGGGCCACGCCGUGCACCACGUCCACAUGGAGGAGAAGCGCAAGGAAAGGGAGGAGGCGGAGAUGAACCGUCAGCAGGAGAUGAAUGAGGAGAGGCUGCCUCUGGCGCCCGACCAGGGCAGCGUCAGGACCACCAAGGAGACCAGUACCAAGGGCAGCAAGAAGUUCCGCCUGGAGGGCACGUUGCUGAGGACGUACAUCUGCCACAUUAUCUUCAAGACCCUGUUUGAGGUGGGCUUCGUGGUGGGACAGUACUUUCUCUAUGGCUUCCACAUCCUGCCCCUUUACAAGUGCAGCCGCUGGCCCUGCCCCAACACUGUCGACUGCUUCGUCUCGCGCCCCACCGAGAAGACCGUCUUCAUCAUCUUCAUGCUGGCGGUUGCUUGCGUCUCCCUCUUCCUCAACUUUGUAGAGAUCAGCCACCUCGGACUGAAGAAGAUCCGCUUUGUUUUCCAGAAGCCCCCCCAGCAGCAAGCAGAGGGGGGGCUGGUUCCAGAGAAGAGUUUGACCUCCAUGACUGUCUCUUCCAUCCAGAAGGCCAAGGGCUACAAACUGCUGGAGGAGGACAAGCCUGUGACCCACUACUUCCCCCUGACAGAGGUGGGGAUGGAGGCAGGCAGGCUGCCGACACCCUUUCAGACUUUUGAGGAGAAGUCCUGCGUGGAUGAGGUAGGGCCCCCUGAAGACAUGUCCAAGUUGUGUGAUGAGACCCUGCUCUCCUAUGUCCAGACCACUGAACAGGAGGAGGAGCAGAAGCAGGGGCAGGAACAGGACAAUGAGGAGGAGCAGCAAGAUCAGGAAGAAGAGGACGAAGAAGAGGAAGAGGGGGAGAAGCCACCCACCAAGACUGAUGUGGAGGCUACUGAGACGAUAGAAGACACCAGACCGCUAAGCAGCUUGAGUAAAGCAAGCAGCAGGGCCAGGUCAGAUGAUUUGACAGUAUGA
Anguilla anguilla (European eel) is the source of this 1221-nucleotide messenger RNA. RefSeq names its product gap junction alpha-8 protein-like. Gene Ontology annotation, cellular component: connexin complex. Gene Ontology annotation, biological process: cell communication. The coding region runs from base 1 to 1221 and encodes 406 amino acids. The record is from RefSeq and is a predicted model, not a curated record. The transcript has a single exon. NCBI's taxonomy places the organism in Eukaryota, Metazoa, Chordata, Actinopteri, Anguilliformes, Anguillidae.